AUGAAUCGACCUCCACAAGGCCGUGGUCAGCCACGGCUUGGUGCUACUUGGUAUCCAGGGGGUCAGGAUGACUUUUACAUGCCAGAAGUCAUAUCACCCUCGCCCCAAAGGGUAAUGCCCGAAGUCCCCGAGAAUAUGCAGGACAACCUUGCCCACCUCGAGCAUCAAGCGCGCGGUCCUCAUCGCGGCCAGCAUGCGCCAGUUCAGUAUGAUCGUAACCGGUUUCCCGAACGAACCUCUUCCGUCGCGGUUGCGCAAGGUCCACCUCUUUCUGCCGGCUAUGAUGUCGCCCACCAUGAGCAAGCUGCAGUUUACGACAUCAGCGACGGCCCAAACCUCUCUCCUUUCCCGGUCUUGAGAAACCCCCCGCCAAAUGUACCCCCUACGGAUGAGCAGCGCGAAGCCAGCUUGGAGAGAGCCAGGGUGGCGGUGCUCUCAUCCAAUGACCCUGAGAUGCAACUGGCCUGGGCACAGGAUGCUCUCGCCUACGUUGAAGUGGCGGUGCAGAAUGAAGCUCGGCUCUCCCUGAUCCAACCUCCGCGGCCACAGACUCCUCCGGUCGAGCGGCAAUUGAAGGUCGAUGCGAUGAACAUAGUGAAUUUCCUGGCAGACCAACAUCAUCCCAAAGCGGAUUUCAUCAGGGGUAUGUGGUUGGAAUUUGGUAAGUUUGGGUACCGCGUGGACAAGAAAGCAGCGUUCCACGCAUACUCUCGAGCUGCGGCGGGAGGGUACGCGCGGGCCGAGUAUCGCAUCGGAAUGCAGUUUGAGAGUUCUGGAGAACCGGAAAAGGCCAUCAGGCAUUACGAGAAAGGAGUUGCUCUUGCCGACUCUGCUUCCUAUUAUCGGUUGGGCAUGAUGAUUCUUCUGGGCCAGCACGGCCAGCGGCAAGAUUACCAGACGGGCUUGGAUUAUAUCAGCCUUGCUGCACAGUCCUGCGAUGAGAACGCUCCUCAAGGUGCCUAUGUUUACGGCAUGCUGUUGGCACGAGAGCUCCCGCAAGUUAACGUCCCAGAAACUUAUCUGCCGUUAGACCUCAACGCUGCCCGUGUCAACAUCGAAAAAGCUGCCUAUCAUGGAUUUGCCAAGGCUCAAGUCAAGAUAGGUGCUGCUUAUGAACUUGGUCAACUCGAUUGCGACUUCAAUCCGGCUCUAUCUCUGCAUUACAAUGCUCUGGCUGCGCGCCAAGGAGAGCCGGAGGCGGAAAUGGCGAUCAGCAAAUGGUUCCUCUGUGGACACGAGGGUGUUUUCGAGAAAAACGACAAAUUGGCGUUCACAUUUGCUCACCGUGCUGCUCUCAGCGGAUUUCCUACGGCGGAGUUUGCUUUAGGCUACUUUUACGAGGUGGGAAUCUACGUGGAUGUCGACCUCAAGGAGGCCAGAAGCUGGUAUGCCAAAGCCGCAGCCAGCGGGAACAAGGACGCCACAAGCCGGAUUGACAGCAUCUCGCGCUCAAAGACGCUGUCAAGGAAAGACCACGAGAAUGUGGCUAUUGCUCGCAUCAAGUCUCGGUACGGGUCUCACCAGCGCGGAAACUCCCUAGAGCCCAUGCAGGAGACACUUGAGAUGCCCGAUCCCUCCCGGAUGAGCCUCGCAGAUAAUGGACCAUCUGGUGCCCCGUAUCCCGACAGGGUAGGAUCGCGCUCCCGACCAGCCUAUCCGCAAGGAUAUCAGGCAGCAGACCCGCGCCCAAGCUCGGCAUUCGGUAUCAACCCCAACAUUCGCACAAAUGCACCAAAUUACAACCGGGCUGCGUCCUACGGUCCAGGUCCGGCGAACUUCCGUAACCCUGGUCCUGGAGCGCCAUCUACGGUUGGACCGACAAGCCCUGUCAACGCGCACAGUCCUUCGACAACACCAAAGCUUGAUAUUGGUUACUCGGCGCCGAUGGAUCCGUCCAUUCCCGAUCCUCGCAGGCGCCCACAGCGGCAUGAUGGCAUGCCUCCAGACCGGAAGCCUAUCCGCACUCCAGUAUCCCCUCACUCCCAGGGCAGCUCGGCAGGAUCUCCUAGGCCCAUGGGCUCGCCUCCCGCUGCAUCAUUUCCUCAAUCUUCGAGAACAUCGACUCCCAAGCCAUCCGGACCUCCUGCGGGCUCAGCAUCUCAAAAGCCUACGGCGCAGGCUCCGACAAAACCCUCGCCAGGAGGCCUACCCGGCAAGGGCCCCAAGACUUUCGAAGAAAUGGGUGUUCCAACUGUGCAAAAAGACAGUGAUUGCAUUAUCAUGUGA
Messenger RNA from Aspergillus clavatus NRRL 1, 2226 nucleotides. Its product is annotated as putative chitin synthase activator (Chs3). The coding region runs from base 1 to 2226 and encodes 741 amino acids. Gene Ontology annotation, molecular function: protein binding. The record is from RefSeq and is a predicted model, not a curated record. The transcript is spliced from 5 exons. Lineage: Eukaryota; Fungi; Ascomycota; Eurotiomycetes; Eurotiales; Aspergillaceae.